This is a messenger RNA of Pomacea canaliculata, 5805 nucleotides long. RefSeq names its product glutamate receptor ionotropic, kainate 1-like. Gene Ontology annotation, molecular function: transmitter-gated monoatomic ion channel activity involved in regulation of postsynaptic membrane potential; glutamate-gated receptor activity. Gene Ontology annotation, cellular component: plasma membrane; postsynaptic membrane. Gene Ontology annotation, biological process: synaptic transmission, glutamatergic; modulation of chemical synaptic transmission. The record is from RefSeq and is a predicted model, not a curated record. Lineage: Eukaryota; Metazoa; Mollusca; Gastropoda; Architaenioglossa; Ampullariidae.
CGAGCCGAGAGUUGUCGGUCCUGCUGUGAAUGGCGAGCUGCGCACAGAGCAUCAGUUGGCGGAGCUCCCACUCCGGUGUACGAGGUGUGAUCAAUGGCGCAGUAGCUAGUCCCGUGACGCAGGCGUUAGGCAAGAAGAAAACAUCAACAACAGUAACAAACACAACAACAGAAGUCAGCGCGAAGUUUUCACGCCUGUUGGGCGACUGGCGCUGGAGCAGACAUUGCACACCAGCCUGUAUCUGAGGCUAGGGUGGACCAGACUGACAGACUACAGUCCCGGUGGUUCGUGAAUACAACCUCUGCUGUGCUGUUGAGAGCAUUUGAGGAGAAAGGAUGGAGCGCCAGACAAGACUAUCAGGACGGUUGACGACAACCCGUUGCCGAACUGCACAGGGAGGGAUCAAAGGUUAAGGCACUGACACAUCGGUUAGUGAAUGUCUUCUUUUGGAAGAGAUUUCGUUCGAUCAUGACACCCUCUUUGGUUCGAAAAAAAACAUGCCUGGUCUACGGAAGCUGCAGAGCAGCAGGAACAGAACCCUGAGGUUUGUUGGUGACCUAGACCUGAUGUGGACCUGAUCAGCAUCGUGUGGAUGUCCAUGAGGUGUGAGGAGUCUGUGUGCCAACACUCUACAACUUGUGUUUCGUGCCUGAAAACAAUCAUUAGCCUGAUAUGCUCAGCAAGGGUCCUGACAACAUCACUUGUUACUAGUUUUAUAUCCUAUUCAUGGUAUCAGUGUCAGUGGAUUUUUGGCAACAACAAUUUGAAAUCCUGAACUGCCAGUUACGAGACUUCUGCUCUUGUCUCAGAUGUCAAUAAGAUGUAAAGGACGCCAUAAAGUUUCCUUGGUAAAGCGGAAAGAAUUGGAAUUGUUUUGGUGAGAAAUGGCAAGAAAUGUACUCAGGACAAUGGAGCUCAAUGUCUUGAAAAGGACGCUGGUGACUUUACUGUGGAUGAGUUCGCUGGUGAGGUUGUCAGUGAUGCAGCAGACGACAACCAACGCAUCACACCUGCUGGGUAUUCUUCCGCCUCUACAAGAUGAGCAGACGACGGCUAUUUUACGCAAUAUUUCAGACGACAAAUUCAGCUUCUAUGUUGUCAACAUAUCUGUUCCGGAAAAACAAACAUUGCAGAGUUAUGCAGACGCUGUGCACGAGGUGCAGCGAAGAAAAAUCACUGCCUUGGUGGGGCCGUAUCACCCCCAGUACUAUGUGGCCUGCCGCCACCUCAAUGUACCCUACCUUGUGACAUCACAGCUCCCCGAGGACAUAGUACCCGGACCGCUCCUCGUCGAGCUGUUCCCCAACGCCGUGACGUUUGGCAAAUCUGUUAGUGACGUCAUCAGCUUCUACCACUACACCAAAGUCGCCGUCGUGUACGACUCCUGGGCAGGUGCUGCAGUUCUGGAGCAGCUGUUGAUGAAGUCGUCGAUGGAGGUGACGGCGUAUCGCGUGCAGCAAAACCGACUGAAGCCAGUCCGUGACGCCCUCAAGUCCAUGCGUGACCAGUACUUUGAUGUCUACGUGUCUGUCCUGAGCCCCAACACCACCAACUACGUCAUGAAUCAGGCAUUAUCACUCAGCAUGUUUUCGCCGGCGUAUAAAUGGAUUCUUGUAAACACUUACCUGGACGAGUUCGGGCUGGAAAAGUACGUGGACACGAGGGCGAACAUCACUGUGCUGCGGCUGAUGAUGGACUUCCACUCACAGCUGUGCCAGCUGCAGGCCGGCGACAUCAGCCUCAAGCGGGCAGUCCUACACGAUGCGGCGCAGGUCUACAGGUUCCGGACGAUGAACCACCAUGGCGAGGUGCGCUGUCAGAUGAAGCAACCAACAAAGAGGUGAAUAAAGGGCAGGUUGAGGGUCGACGGCUGCACCGGCUGUUUAGAGUUUGAUUCCUUCGGAAGACGACAAGAAAGUUUUCUUCAGAUCAUGAGCCUACAGGGAUAUCGCAAAGGCGAGAGCGGAACGUGGCGAAGUUCACCUCUUGACCUCGUGCGGCGCGUGGUCCCGUCAAAGUCCUACAGUUACGUCACCCGACAGCAGGUCUUCGGGGAGGAGCCACUGAGAAUCACCACCUUAAUAGAGCCGCCAUUCGUGCAGUAUCGGGGGGACACCAAGGGUUGGCGCGAGCCAGGCAUCGUAGAGGCGACUACAGGCAAGGAGCUGGAGGGCAUGUGUCUGGACAUCCUCAAGGAGAUGUCUCAGCUUCUGGGUUUUACCUUCAACGUGUCCUUAGUCCCAGACGGCAAGUACGGGUCACUCAAACCCACAGGGUGGACUGGCAUGGUGGGACAGCUGUUGAAUGAUAAAGCCGACAUCGCGCUGGCACCGUUCCAGAUGUCGGCGUCGCGGUCGUCAGCCGUCGACUUCACCAAACCCUUCAUGACGAAAGGGACGACUGUGGUGGUGAGGCGGCCCGAGCAACACAUCUGGGUCUUCCAGUUCCUCUCACCUCUCUCCAAAGUCGUCUGGUCCGCCAUCUUCCUCGCCUUCGCCAUCGUCAGUCUGGUUCUCUUCGGGGUCAGUCGCGUCAACUCCGACAGAAAAGCUCAGUACACGAGUAACUUGCUGGAGAGCUUCUGGUACAUCUGGGGCACCCUCCUGAGGGGGUCUCUGAGUGGCUCGCCAUACGCCAUCUCCUCCCGCAUCGUCAGCUCCGCCUGGUGGUUCUUCUGCCUCAUCGUCACCUCCAUCUACACUGCCAACCUCGCUGCUUUCCUCACAAUCACCAUUGGAGAUGCAGGCAUAGAAUCAGCCGCUGACCUGGCCAGCCAGAAUUAUUAUGAUUACGGCACAGUGGAGGGCUCGCAGACAGAAACUUUCUUCAACCACACCCGAAUGCCGAGCUAUGCCCAGAUGUGGGCCUACAUGUCCACCCUCUCACCUGGCUCCAGGGUUCGCAGGGUGGAGGACGGAUUCAAGCGAGCAAGGGAAGGUCGAUACGCCUUCAUCUGGGACACGCCGACCACGCACGAGAUCUCCAACGACUGCAACCUGAUGGAGGUCGGCUCCUCCUUCGACAACAAGGGCUGGUUCGCCUUCCAGAAACACGCGCCGUACUCCGAGCGUCUGUCGUGGGCGCUGCUGAAGCUCAACGAUGCCGGCAUCUUGUACAGGCUGGAGAGAAAAUGGUGGCGACCGCAGUUCUGUCCCAAUCAAGUCCAAAGCGCCAAGACAAAAUCCUUGGACUUGGAGACAGUCUCUGGAAUGUACCUCGUUAUCCUGGGUGGAAUCGUCAUUUCCGCCAUCUUGUGUCUGGCGCAAUACUGUCUGGCCAAGGACGCAUCAAAAAGCGACGUGCAGCGGACGACGAGGACGAGGAUGAGAAGACACGUAACCCGGGCAUAAAAGUCAAAGCGACGGUGUGGUCAAGGCAGGUGAGGACCUUCAGGUGUUUCAAAACCACUCGUCCCUCACCUUUCGCACUUUGUCGCCCUCCGAGUGGUCAUAACUGCGCGGCCACGUCACGUGUCUGCAAUGCAAAUAUUUGGACCUACCUGACCAGGUGAUGACCUCUAGGCGCCGGAAAGAAGAUGCCUUUCCCCUUCCCCUCCCGCUUCCAUCCGCCAAGUGCCAUCAUCUACCAGGUGCUGGAUGUCAGAGGAGUGCUGCCCGGUGCUUGCAAAUGUCCGGCAUCAGUUGUUGGAAAGAUGUGCUGACUGCUGGGGAUACCUGAGGAUACCUUCAGACUAAUGCCUUGCUGAAUGGGCAUUUGAAGACUUUGAUUCUUUAGCUAAGCAGGUGUGAAGUGCCAUUUGUGAGCGAGGGCUGUCAGGCAGCGAUGAUCGGAAGUUCUGGUGCGGACCAAAAGUCAACGAAAGAUGUGGGAAAUGUAGGAAAGACUCAGCAAGACACAGCUGUGGGACAAGUGUUGUUCCUGGACACUGCAGACCCGCUCAUCGCUGUGACAGGGUCAGAAGGAGUUGGACUGUGGCGCCAGACAUGACAUUUUCUUAAUAUGUUUGUCCAGAAUCUUCCUUCCGACCGGUUUCUCUGGACUGUAUCUGCUUGUGAGCGUACUUGAAGUCCCGUUGAUUACAUGAUAUUAGUUGAUAUUACAAUUUGUAAAAUUAAAAACUAACACUUUUUUGCGACUGUGCAGUUACUAAUUACAAACAACAGACACCGAAGACAAGCGACAACAACAACAGCCACAACAUAUGACAGAGGACCGGCUUUGAGGCCACCAGUUCUGACGUCACCAUUGUAACUGUGUUCAUGCAACAGUCUCAGAGUAACCUGUACACACAACUUCUUGAAACUGAUAAAAGACAAGUAACAUCGUUAGAGGGAUGUUUUCACUGGCUCUGACUUGCAAGCAAGCAGUCCAUGUCUGUCUUUCUGACAUUCUUUCUUUGUUUGUCUGUUCGUCCGGUACUCCUCUGUCUACCCAACCCGACUAUGCAAUGUUCCCUUUUGUUUGGUCACGUGAUCGUCUUACCAAUGUUAAAAGCAUGUGACCUCUACCAUUAAUAAUAGAUAAUGAUAGUUUCGGCUUUCAUCCUGGUAACUCCCAGAAAAUUCAGGAGCUGCAAUCGUUAAUGUCUUGUAAAUAAAAAUAUUGAUGACAUUUUUAUGAGAGUGGAAUGAAUACCCAAUUUUGGUGUGCUAUUUAUAGCAGCGCUUGUAACACUUUGUUGCAUUAUUUAUCAGGCUUGCGAAAUAUUGCAGGUAAAAUCAUCAUCACGAUUGUCUGGUUGGGAGGGGGAUAUAUUGAAUCGUUCUUUCCCAUUUUUUAUUUCUUCUUUCUCUUUCUCUUUCAGUCACAUCACAGACAUAUGUACACAGACAGUAAAUGCACGUGCGCUUGCAAACAUGCACAUACAACAUACUUUUUCAAAACAUAUCUAUUUACGUGAAUUUAGAUAACUUUCUUAUUUAUGAGGUUACAUUCAGAAAAUCGUCCACCUAUUAAAAUGUUUUUAUGUGUUUCUGUUUUCUUCUCCUUCACUGUUUGUGGGGCUAGUGAAUUUAUGCUAUUCGUUCCACGUGUCUGUUCUACAAACCAAAGUACACAAGUCGUUAUAUAUUACACCAGGUAACCACUGUAACCCGGGUAACUCUGUGUACCCUAAUACUUUCCGUAGGUCAGUGGUUAAGGGAGGGUCGACAAGGGUCAAAGAGAGUGGUUAGGGAGGUGAAUUUGUUGUCUUCAUCCCACUUCGUUCUUCCAUUUGGAACAACGAUUUCCUCGUCUCUCCACUCACUGUUUAUGCAAGGUUACCGGUGGAUGAUGUUUAUCGUGUAGAUUCCAAACAAACAAACAAGCAAACAAACAAACAAACGAACGAACAAACAAACAAACAACCAAACAAACAGCUCGUCUAAGACAAUCCUCAUGCUGCAUGCAAAUAUGCAGUUGAUUACCAGUGUUGUGUUUGAUAGUACAUUACAUAUAUUUAAUGGCAUUUCACUAGUGGGUUGUAGAUUGUUUUCAUCAACUGACCAAACAUUACUCAACGAGUCAAAGACAUUUGGAUCAUUUUUAACUCAUCACCUGCUUAGUACGUAUGUUUAUGAGUAUUUAUAUGUAUGUUGAACUGAAUGUAUGCAGACGAAUGUGUUUGUGCGUGCGGCGGUAUUGCCUGAAACCCUAACUGUAACGGUCAGACAUUUUUGAUGAUUAUUGAAUAAUAUUGAUAUUGUACAUGAUUACUCGGAUGGUAGCAGAACUAGUGGUUCUCCGACAAUUCUCGUUUCUUGUUUUGACGUAUCUUGUGGAAUACUUCUUCCGCCUGGAUGAUCACGGACCUGUCUCAGACCUGUAUGAUGUAUAACCCAAUAAAGCAAUAAUAACCUUUGA